Molecule: messenger RNA, 360 nt
Organism: Pyrus x bretschneideri (Chinese white pear)
Lineage: Eukaryota; Viridiplantae; Streptophyta; Magnoliopsida; Rosales; Rosaceae
Product: SAGA-associated factor 11-like
Exons: 3
Coding region: 1-360 (119 amino acids)
Cellular component (GO): SAGA-type complex; DUBm complex
Source: RefSeq, a predicted model, not a curated record
AUGUCGCUUCCAAAUGAAGAAACUUUCAUCUCAUGUUUUGGGGAUCUCCUCGAUUCGAUCAUUGUUGAUGUAGCAUCUGAGUGUCAUCGAAUAGCGAAGUGUUUUGAGUGCAUGAAUUGCGGUCGGUCUAUCAUGGAUGGGAGGUUUGCUCCUCAUUUGGAGAAGUGUGUGGGAAAGGGUAGGAAGGCUCACCUUAAGGUGACAAGAAGUACCCCGGCUGCACAUACUCAUAAUUCAUGGGGAAACCCUGCUUCCACAUACUCAAAAUAUUCAAGUUCCAGCAGUAUAAGCCAGUUAUCAAAUGGAGCAUCGGGUGUUGCUGGUGAGGAGUACUCGAAUGGUGCAUUGGAAGAGCCAUGA